This is a messenger RNA of Alexandromys fortis (reed vole), 1587 nucleotides long. It is a transcript of the gene Muc22, whose product is annotated as mucin 22. The transcript has 3 exons. NCBI's taxonomy places the organism in Eukaryota, Metazoa, Chordata, Mammalia, Rodentia, Cricetidae. The record is from RefSeq and is a predicted model, not a curated record. The coding region runs from base 1 to 1587 and encodes 528 amino acids.
AUGGCGGAGGUGGGAGAGUGUGGGAGGAUCACAUCUGAUACAGGCCUCUGGGCCGUGCCUGUUGACUGCGUGAGGUCCUCCUCUGUGGCUUCUGGCCCCCAUCAAAAACACACCCAAGUUAAAGUUCUGCUUCCCACCAACAGCAGCAGCACCACUACCACUACCACCAGCACCAUCAGAACCACAAGCAGCAGCAGAUCCAGCACCACCAGCAGCACCAGCAGCACCACCACCUCCACUAGCACCAGCAACACCAUCACUACCACCAGCACCACCACCAGCAGAAGCACCAGCAGCAACAACACCACUACCACCAGCACCACAACCUGCAGCAGAACCAGCACUACCACCACCAGCAGCACCAGCACCACCAGCAGUACCAGCACCACCAGCAGUACCACUAGUACCACUACCAGCACCACCAGCAGCACCACCAGUACCACUACCAGCACCACCAGCAGCACCGCCAGCACCACCAGCAGCACCACCAGCAGCACCACCAGCACCACCAGCAGCACCAGCACCAGCACCACUUCCACUACCACCAGCGGCACCAGCACCAGCAGCACCACAAGCACCUCCACCAGCACCACCAGCGCCAGCAGCAUCACCUGUACCAGUACCAGCAGUACCACAAGCACCUCCAACAGCACCAGUACCACAAGCACCAGCAGCACCACCUGCACCAGCACCACCAGCACUGGCACCACCAGCACCAGAAGCAGCAGAGCCACCUGCAUCACCAGCAACACCAACACCAAGACCAGCACCACCAGCACAACGAUCAGCAGCACGGACACCACCAGCAGCACCAGUACUUCCAACAGCAUCAACAUCAGCAUUACGAGCUGCAGUAGACCCAGCAUCUCCACUAGCAGAAGCAGCACCACCACUACCACCAGCACCAGCAGCACCAGCAGCACCACCAGCACCAGUACCAGUAGCACCACUACCAACACCACCAGCACCCAUACCACAAGCACCAGCAGCAGCAUCUGCACUAGCACCACCAGCACCAGAAGCAGCAGAGCCACCAGCACCAGCAGCACCACUAACACGACCAACACCAGGACAAGCAGCACCAGCACAAUGAGCAGCAGCAGAGCCACCACCACCAGCAGCAACAGCAGCAUCACCACCACCAGGAGCUGCAGUAGACCCAGCAUCUCCACUAACAGCAGCACCAGCACCAGCACCACCAUCAAAAUCACCAACACCAUCAGAACCACAAGCAGCAAGAGAACCAGCACCAUCAGCAGCAGCACCACCACCAGAAACACCACCACUAAGAGGAUCACUAGCACCAGCAUCACCACCAGCACCAGCAGCUGCACCACCAGCAGCAGCAUCAGUAGUACCAGCACCACCAGCAGCAACACCAACAACAACACCAGCAGCAGCACCAGCACUAGAAGCAUCACCACCAGCACCACCAGCACAACUAGCACUACCAGCCUUUCCAGCAUCAUCAGCACGACCUGCACCAGCACCAGCAUAACCAGCACCACCAGCAGCACCACUACCAGCAAGCAGCACCAACAGCACCAACACCACCACAAGCACAUCCACCAGCAUCAGUACCACUAA